CCAGCGUGCUUCACUCACAGCAUUGAGCGUGUGACGGUGUUGUGGUUCACUUCGUAGCCGAUGCGCGUUGUCCGCCGACAUGACCGAGACCAAAGCAGAGAACGCGGCGCAGCCGGCCAAGGAGCUGCUGGCGCUGAACCCGCAGCAGGAGACCGAGUUCAAGAAGAAGGUGCAGGAGGUGAAGAAGAACAAGACGACCAAGGGGAGUCGUUUGACCCCAGGAGUGGUCUACGUGGGCCACCUGCCGCUGGGCCUGUACGAGCCCCAGAUCAAAUCCUACUUUGAACAGUUUGGGAAGGUGCUGAGGCUGCGGCUGUCCAGGAGCAAAAAGACAGGGGGAAGUAAAGGCUACGCGUUUGUAGAGUACGACUGUGAUGAAGUAGCAAAGAUUGUGGCCGAGACCAUGAACAACUACCUCAUGGGAGAGAGACUCAUCAAAUGUCAUGUGCUGCCACCGGAGAAAGUGCACGAGAAGCUGUUUGUCGGCUCUCAGAGGCUUUUUAAAAAACCCUCAAAACCGGCUGUUCAACGCUACAACCAGAGCCGCACGGCCGAGGAGCUCGAGAAGAUGAAAGACAAACUCCUGCGCAAAGAAACGAAGCUCCGCAAGAGGCUCGCAGCACACGGCAUCGAAUACGACUUCCCGGGAUUCGCUGCCCAGGUGCCUCUGAAGAAGAAGCUCUCCGACUCCAUGAACGCAUCUACGUGUAGUGACAUCACACCACUCUGCACCCCCUCACUCCUGGCGAGGAGGAAGUCCAUGGUCGUCAACGAUGACGACGUGGAUGACGAGAUCGUCUUCAAGAUUCCACUUGCAGACAAAGAUGAAGAGAGCUCCUCAGAGGAAGAGGAGGAGGCGGCGGCAGAUAAAGACGGCGAUGAAGACAAUGACUCAGAGAGCGAUGGACCCUCUGAAGAGGUCACGGAGGAGAAGUGAAAGUUCUCCCCUGUUUUGUUGUGGACUUGAGCGGAGAUGGCGCAAAUCAAAGAUUAUUAUCUUUGAGAGUGACGGGGCAACUUUGAACUGUGUUCACAAAUCAGUGUGUCUUUCUACAGUCUAGAAAGAAUCUCUUCUGAAAGAGUCCACUGUCAUUGUGAGUAGAUUGUGAGCGUCAUAAAAUCUGUUCACGCAAUCAUCAAGAGCCUGAGGUGUGGGAAGCGGCUGUAAAUGGACUGGUCAGAUAAAGACUGUUUUCUGUGUCAGUCUUAGAGUUUGACUGUUUGAACAUUGUUUUGCUUUGUAACCACACUUGUACACGAAUUCUAUGGUCUUUAAUAAUAAAUAAUGUAAAAGAAUAGUUAUCGUAAGUUCUGGAUAUGUCUGUUUAUGUGACUGAAGAGGAAACUACUCUACACACUGGCAGCAAAAUGGAAAGGAAAUGUCUAAUUAGUCAAAUGAGUGAUGGCUGCUUGAGCUCUUGGGUCCUGUUGUUGUACAUGCUGGCUCUGUGUCAUUGGGAAACUUAUAGAAUAGAAAAUCUUGAAUAUUCUUGGUAACGUCUGUGCUUUAGCUGGUGUGACAGGUUUAAGUGUCAUUCACUGCACACAGUGUUUGUAUGUAAUUACCUCCAGACAAGGUAAUGAAAUAAAGUAUUUUCUUCACAACCAACUGAACGAUAUUGCAGCUGUUACCCCUUUUUAAAAUAUACAACUCUUUCAUUUUUAUAGGUAUAUGAUCAUGGACAGUAAAAUGGGCAAUUCAUGAACAUAAAUCAUAUUUUAACUGAAGUACAGACUGAGUGAACCAUUGAUAAUAUAACUUAAAAAAGAGACAACAGGCUGGUGCACUUAAUACUGUGUCAGGAAUGAUGAUGCAAAACAAAUAUAUCAUCUGUAAUGUCACUUCAGAGAAUAAAGACCUUACUGCUC
Pleuronectes platessa (European plaice) is the source of this 1869-nucleotide messenger RNA. RefSeq names its product nucleolar protein interacting with the FHA domain of MKI67 (gene nifk). Bases 80 to 937 code for a protein of 285 amino acids. The record is from RefSeq and is a predicted model, not a curated record. Gene Ontology annotation, molecular function: RNA binding. The transcript is spliced from 6 exons. Gene Ontology annotation, biological process: maturation of LSU-rRNA from tricistronic rRNA transcript (SSU-rRNA, 5.8S rRNA, LSU-rRNA). Gene Ontology annotation, cellular component: nucleolus. Lineage: Eukaryota; Metazoa; Chordata; Actinopteri; Pleuronectiformes; Pleuronectidae.